GCCAAUCUUAAGACUCUACCCGCCUGUGUUUUAUUUAGGGGAUAAGAGUGAUAACAGUAUAUUAUAUUUUACCUGAGAAUCUCCUUUAUCUCAAUAUUUACGCAACUACAUCUUCACCUUUUUCCAAGCGGAGAGUGCUUGUUUUACCUUUGCUCUCUCAACAUUAUCGCAAUCCACGGCCGACGCGAGAGAUAUACGAUACAACGUUCAUGACGGAAAGGUGAUUAACGGAGGAGUAUCUGGAGCUAGGCUGCGAGCCUGCUAGCGCGCAACGGCGGGUAGGGUAGGAGGGAAUCAAAAGAAACGGGGGAGGGCCGUUAGGACCCCCCUCUGGGGUAUUUAUUGCGGAGCGGAACUCAUCGACAGGUGGGAGGGUGGUGUGUUAGUUUGCUCUAUUGCAAAAGUUAAACCCGGAUAUAUUCGAGAACCUCUUCAGCCCUUCGCCCUCCUCGCCCGAACCAUUUACGUUGAACAAUGCGAUAACGACUUUUGGGGACUACGAGUGAAUGAGUGAAUGAACGAAUGAAUGAAGUGCGAUUUGAGAGUUUCGUCACAGUAGACGACGGUGACCUAUUCAACUAUAUCAGCUGCCGGCUGGAAAAAAUCUGCUGCGGCAUCCCGGAAUCUACGCUAGUUGGAUCGAAUAUUGGACGUAAAGUGAGGUUGAGUAGGGUUGUCGAACAGCGCAAUACCUUAACCCAUCCUAAACUUACCUUUCUUUUUGACUUUUAUUGAAUACGACGGGGCUUACGAAACGUGAAGACUAAAUCUGGAAGAAGAGGGGAGGCAGGACUGAAUCAAUGGCAGCUCGUGUGGAAAGCCAGGCGGUGGCAUACAAGAAGAAAGAUGGCUCCCUGACGAUGGCUUCGGACGGGCAAUCGAUUACAUGGGCACCUAAGGGGAGUAGUUCCGGAUUGUCGCCGGUGACGAUUAAAGUUGCGGAUAUUACACACCUCCAACAAACCCCCGCGACAAGUCCGAAAGUCAUGCUGAAGGUAUUCGUACAAGUUUCCAACGCUGGCCCAAGCCCGAGUCCCCACAAAGCCCCGCCUGGUGCCACGGAGCAGUAUAUUUUUUCCUUUACGGCCGGACCAAACGCCCGUGCCGAGGCUGAUGCGAUCAAAGAUGCCCUUAGCGCAACCAUACAAGCAAUAAAGACAGGGCAGGCUCCGGCCAAAGAAGGCGCACCAGCCGCCAUGGCAAUCGCGAAUGCGCUGUCGUCAGUGGCCGGGAAACCUCCGUGGGACGACGAUAACCGGCUAAUCGCGGACGCAGAACUACAGCAAUCCCUCCUAAAAUCCGAUCCGGCACUGCAGAGAGUGUUCAUGGAGACGCUUCGCACAAAAGCCGAAACGGUCAGUAGUGCGCAGUUUGUGUCACAGUUUUGGUCGACGAGAGUGCACCUGCUGCGUGCGCAUGCGAUUGAGAAGUCGCAGACGCGCGGGUCAUAUAACGUACUCUCAACGUUGAAGCCGCGGGUGGAGGAUAACGUGACUAAGCUUAAUAUUAGCAAGGAACAGAUCCAGCUAAUAUUCAGCCAGCAUCCGCUGGUGAAGAAAGUGUAUGAUGAGAAUGUCCCCAAACUAACAGAGCAGCAGUUCUGGUCGCGCUUUUUUCAGAGUCGGUUGUUUAAGAAGCUGCGCGGUGAACGGGUGACGGAAGCGGAUGCGACUGAUCCGAUUCUAGAUAAGUAUCUUAAGGUCGACGAGUAUGCGGGCCGUUCGUGGACGGCGAAUGUGCCGCAUAUUAUUGAUCUUGAGGGGAAUGAGGAGAACCAUAGCCAGAGGCAGGGAAAUAGACCAUACUUCGACAUGAGACCUGCUGAUAUGGAUAAAGUGCCAAUUAUACGGACAUUGAACUCGUUAAGUGAGAAGAUCAUCGCGAAUGUCACGCCGGUUGAUGCUGACCCUUCUGCACCGAUUGGGCUGAGUGAGGAGGCAUAUAAUGAAUUGCAGCUUCGUGAUCUUCGCGGGGAUGAGGAGUUGAAGCGUAUUACAUUGAAUGUGCGCGACCAAAGUCGUUUCUUCACUGGGACAAAACCUACGGAGGAUGAGGAGACACGGGCAUUUGCGCAGCAGGAUCCUCAGGAGGUUCUCCACACGUUACAGAACGACCUAGACUCCACGUUCCCCCCCAAUAAGCGCGGUGACGUUCGACUGGACCGCAUUGUUGAGCCUGAGGAAACCGACAGUGCUGAUGAUAAUGUUAAUGAUACCCCUAACCAACAACAGAGCACGAAAUCAAAACAAGAAAGGGUCGGCUCUAGAGCGGCCCUCGCUGCCGCGUCUUCCCAGAUAUUCUCCGCCAUCCGUGACCGCAAAUCCCAAUUAUCCUCCCCCUCCACGACCUCGCCAGAAACCUGCGGUCUCCCCCCAGCCAUCUUCGACCGCCUGACUCUCACGCACGCCACCACGACCGAAUUCCUACAUCAAUUCUGGCAAGCGUUCUUAUCCGGCAACCCGGACCGGGCAGGCGAAAUCGCGUCCCUAGUCGAGUCGUUGAACCGCGCCAUAGAUCGUAUUAGAGCCGUGGCAGACGAGGCGGAAAAGGAGCGCCAGGGGGAAAUUGAAAGGCUGAAACAGCAUGCGAGGGAAGUCAUGGCGUCGACGGGGAAAAAUAUUCGGCCGAAUUUGAAGGGGGUCGAGGGUGGGGAGAAGACGGUUAAUGCCCUUCUGGAGCCGACGGUGAAGGCACUGGGGAAGGCGUUAGAGGAGUAUAGGAAGGCGUUGGUGCAGGCGCAGCAGGUUCAGGGUCAGGAUGGUACAGCCACGCCAGCAGCCGGGGGAGGGGGAUAGAUGGCAUUUAGAUGGCCAUAUCUUUUUUGUUUAUCUCUGGUUUCUGUACUUUAAUAAGGAGUAUCUAGUUUUCUACUAAGAGCAUGGUAUCGGAAGCUGAAGCGGGUUGAGCGGCAGCGAAAUGGAACGGUAACUAUAUUUUCUUCGCGUCACUUCUCUUAUAUUCUGUAUUAUUUUGUAUUUUACUGGUGGAUAUGUGGAAGGUGUAAAGCUUGCUUGAUUGAAGAGGUUGCUAGCAAGUGCGCCACUUGACCUCGUUAUGUAAGCUGACCUCGCAAAUGUGGCCCGUUGCCACUACCUGACCUCGCUCAAUACAUCUUUUCUUGUUAAUUUGAAACUACUCAAUUAUUUACUAUCA
Molecule: messenger RNA, 3153 nt
Organism: Blastomyces dermatitidis ER-3
Lineage: Eukaryota; Fungi; Ascomycota; Eurotiomycetes; Onygenales; Ajellomycetaceae
Product: transcription initiation factor TFIIH subunit 1
Exons: 3
Coding region: 801-2795 (664 amino acids)
Biological process (GO): nucleotide-excision repair; transcription by RNA polymerase I; transcription by RNA polymerase II
Cellular component (GO): transcription factor TFIIH core complex; transcription factor TFIIH holo complex
Source: RefSeq, a predicted model, not a curated record